Molecule: messenger RNA, 995 nt
Organism: Hibiscus syriacus
Lineage: Eukaryota; Viridiplantae; Streptophyta; Magnoliopsida; Malvales; Malvaceae
Exons: 2
Coding region: 28-861 (277 amino acids)
Source: RefSeq, a predicted model, not a curated record
AAUUUUAGAUUUCAUACUAGAGUCCGAAUGGAUUUACAUUUGAAGAACCUGUUUGAUAGAUUCCAGGAGCAUUUUGGUUCCGGUCUUGGCCUCGGUCCUGGAUCUGGGACAUGCCUUACGAAGGUGGAAGGCAUUUCUUCUAAUUUUAUAAAGUCACUAUUUAAAGCCUCUGCAGCCCUAUAUAGCCCUGGACAUCUGUUUCGUAUCCGAGUCGGGAAAGAUUCAGAUUGGUAUGGGAAAAAACAGCCUUUUCCUUGUUCCCAGUUCAUUGGAGCUGGUGGGAAUAUUGGGUUUUAUAUGUUUAGAUCUGAAAAUGAUGCUAAGAGGAUGACAGGAUCGAGGGAGACAAUUCGAGUUCCAAAUGCUGAGCUUUUGAGGGUUAUAUAUGAGCUUGAGAAGUUAAUGUUUCCUUCCAACCGCAAGAUGAUCAAGUCAUUGUCACUGGAAGCCUCUGGGAACGAUCGGUUCCCUGUUAUUGAUGUCACACGCUGCACGUCUUCAGGUGAGCUUCAGUUUAGGAAUCCUACCCUGGAAGAACUAAAGUUUGUCUAUGCUUUCAUGAGAGCCAUUUCUCUGGUGCACCCAUUGCUUCAGGCAGAUAAAGGUGGUGGUUCAAACUGGACAAGGUUGAUAUGUUUCGACCCCUUUAUUGAAACAGUUGACAUUCAGUGGCCUCUAGAAAUAGCUAAAGGUCAUGAACUUGUUGAUGUUACAAUCUCUCAUCCACCUGGUCAGGCAUAUGAAGAGAAGACGAGUUCAACAGCCAGCUCAACACCAACCAAGUAUGCAGAGCCACCAGAUGAGGCCACCUUCAUGGAUAUUAAACUCAAAUUCCAGCUCAAGGUAUUGUGCAAUGUGUGAGAAAGAAGUUAAUGGAGAACAGUCUCUCUGCUGCGGACGAUGUCGAGCAGUGCUCUACUGUACUUCUCUAUGCCAAAAGCAGCACUGGAAGGAAUCACAUAAAAGCAUGUGUGGUCUGUACAAAGCUAUGAUGG